AUGGAGGCGGCGGCGGAGGGUGCCGAGCCGGGGAGCGGCUGCGGAGGCGGCGCGGAGGAGCCAGUGGUUUCCUUGGCGGAGGUGCUGGCGGAGAACGAGGAGCUCGAGAAGGAGGCGCGAGCUGUACUGGGGGGCAGCGACCACGAGCGCUGCAGCUACUCGCAGGGUGCCGUGAAGAGGCAGGCGCUGUACGCCUGCAGCACCUGCACGCCGCCCGGUGAGGAGCCGGCGGGGAUCUGCCUCGCCUGUAGCUAUGAGUGCCACGGUACCCACCGCCUCUUCGAACUCUACACCAAGAGGAACUUCCGCUGUGACUGUGGAAAUAGCAAGUUCAAAAAUCUGCAGUGCAAGUUACUCCCAGAAAAGGGCAAAGUGAAUUCAGGAAAUAAGUAUAAUGACAAUUUCUAUGGAUUAUACUGUACUUGUAAAAGACCUUAUCCUGAUCCUGAAGAUGAGAUUCCAGAUGAGAUGAUCCAGUGCAUAGUUUGUGAAGACUGGUUCCAUGGAAGGCAUCUUGGCACAGUUCCCCCUGAAAGUGGAGACUUCCAUGAGAUGGUGUGCCAAGCCUGCAUGAAACACUGCCAUUUCCUGUGGGCCUAUGCAGCGCAGAUAGCAGUUCCUGCUUUGACCAAAGUGAACUCCCUUGAAGACGAAGGAAUUGUCCUGAAGGUUGAGGAAAGUGAAGAGCAGAAAAAAGAAAUAAAAAAAGAAAGUGGAGUGGAACACCAGGAAACGAAGGAGGAAAACCAAAUCGAACAGUUUAAUGAACCCUCCACUAGCUCUGGGGCUGCCUGUCCAGAGGUAGUUGCUAAGAAUGAGGUGCCAGUCUGCAAGCUGAAAGAACUCCAAAGCAAGCCAUUUGUCAAAAAAGAUGCUGCCACCUUUUGGCCAUCAAACUGGAGAAGCAAGUUAUGCACCUGUGAAGACUGUUUGAAAAUGUAUUCAGAGCUUGAGGUCCAGUUCCUGACAGAUGAAUGUGACACUGUCUUGGCUUAUGAAAACAAAGGUACCAGUGACCAAGAAACAGAGAGGAGAGAUCCUUUAAUGGACACCCUUAACAGCAUGAACAGAGUCCAGCAAGUAGAACUCAUCUGUGAAUACAAUGAUUUAAAGACAGAACUGACUGACUAUCUCAGGAGAUUUGCAGAUGAGGGAACGGUGGUUAAAAGAGAAGACAUUCAGCACUUCUUUGAAGAAUUUCAGUCACGGAAAAGACAACGGACUAACAGGAUGCAGUACUACUGUAGUUAGACUGAAAAGGUUUGGGUCUGAAAAUGCAAUGGGGAAGACGAUAUUCAUUGGCAAACAGAAGAGGCAUCUUCAGUAUUUGGCUUCUCAUCAAAAUACAACUGUCCAAGAAAUGUCUUACUUUUGUCUCAUACUUCCUUCCUUUGUAGUGACUGUGUUCUUAACAGGUACAUUGCGUUUUGGGAUUUCAGUGCUGACAGACUUGGCCUUGCUG
This is a messenger RNA of Indicator indicator, 1462 nucleotides long. RefSeq names its product ubiquitin protein ligase E3 component n-recognin 7 (gene UBR7). Gene Ontology annotation, cellular component: cytoplasm. Gene Ontology annotation, molecular function: zinc ion binding; ubiquitin protein ligase activity. The coding region runs from base 1 to 1251 and encodes 416 amino acids. Lineage: Eukaryota; Metazoa; Chordata; Aves; Piciformes; Indicatoridae. The transcript has 11 exons. The record is from RefSeq and is a predicted model, not a curated record.